AUGGAGUUGAAUGUCACUUGCCCCAUCUUGCUUACCCAAGAUGUUCUUCGACGCUUUGGCGACCAGGCCAACGCGAGAGGCACGCUUAAGAUCCGGAUCGUGAAUAUCUCGAGCCUUCUCGCAAUCCAGGUCAUGCCGUCGUGGUCCCUGUACUCCGUUGGCAAGGCCGCCAGGGACAUGCACAUGAAGUCCGUGGCCGCCGACGCACGGAGGUCGGGUCUGGACGUCCGGACACUCAGCUGGGCUCCUGGGCCAAUGGACACCAAGAUGGUGCAAGAGGUUCUGGAGACCUGUCCGGAUACCGACGUCCGCGCGCAGUUCCAGUCCAUGUACGAGUCGGGCACGCUGGUCGAUCCCAGAUACAGUGCUGCGCAGCUGAUGGUCCUGCUCCACGAAGAUUUCUACGAGAACGGUUGCCACAAGGACAUCUACGACAUCGGCGUGCCACCACCGGCCCCUGCAGCAGGCAGCGAGCAGCUACUGACGCCGGAACACUUGGCCGAAGUUCCGCAGCGGAUGCAGAAGCAGCUGCUGGGGGAAAGGCUCUAUCCGCAUGUGGCCAGAAGUCAUCCGGAGAUUGCCGGCAGGAUUACCAGUAUGUUGUUGGAGAUGGAGAACUCAGAAGUUCUGAUGCUGCUGCAAUCCGAGCAGCAUCUGCAAGCAAAAGUAGACGAAGCAAGGCGAUUGCUCGAGCUGUACAGCAAUGUGAGUCCGCCUGUGAAUCCCGCUGAAAUUGCGGGACAGCCGCCGGAAGUGCAAAGACAGUACUUUGGAGAGAGGCUUUAUCCUCGAGUGGCCAGAUACCAACCUGAGCUUGCUGGGAAAAUCACCGGCAUGCUUCUGGGGUUGGAGAGACAUGAACUCUUGGAGGUCUUUGAGAGUGAGCAGAUGUUGCAGUCGAAGGUCGAGGAGGCUCGCCGAAUCAUCCUCUUGCACGUCGACGAAGUGGCUCCUCCUUGCACUGCAGCUGAACUAGCGGAACAACCGCCGGAGCUGCAAAAGCAAUUUCUCGGGGAAAGGCUCUUUCCACGAGUGGCGUACCACCAGCCGGUGCUGGCUGGCAAAAUUACUGGCACGCUGCUGAUGGAGAUGACGAAUGAAGACCUCAUGGAGCUGUUAAAGUCCAAAGAGAUGCUCCUAGAGCAGGUCAACGAGGCACGGCACGUCAUCGAGGAGAACGCUGGCAUCGCGGGGAAACCGCCCGCGGUCCAGAAGCAGAUCAUUGGGGAGAGGCUUUUUCCGCAAGUGCUCCAGUACUACCCUCUGCUGGCUGGCAAGCUCACCGGUAUGAUGCUUGAGAUGGAUAACUCCGACCUCUUAGUUCUUCUGGAUUCUCCCCAGCUCUUGAAGGACAAGGUGGAGGAGGCCAAAUUGGUGUUGGACACGACAUGCGGACCGGACGCCCACCUCCUCACUGAUGAGCUGCUGCUGCAGGCGGAGCAGCCCUUUGCCGACAUCGAAGCCCAGCAGCCGACGCCUUGGUUCGCCGAGCCCGAGGAUUUGACAAAGGAGUUCCAUCGGCUGACGGGCAUCUCAGGUGCCGCGCCAUUUCGGGUGCCCCAGGGUGGCUUCGUGCAACAGGCGGAGGUGCAGCAACACCGCCUCCGCGACUUGCGGAGAUGCCUGGACAGGCAGGGUGCUUCGCCAUCGGACAUCAACAGUGUCCAGGACAGCGUCAGCGAGCUAGAAGGGCUCGUCGAGGACUUGGCUGAUCUUGGCCCCAGGGCGCCUGCGGAGCCUCGGGACCAGGUUGCCGUGCGUCGCGCCAUUGUUGGAGCGCUUUACGAGGAACUCCGCUCCCUGGCAUCCGAAGUGAGGGGCGCCCAGGUUCUCGAAUUGCAGCGGGAAUCUGAGGUGGCUAGCUACUUCACUGCCACUCCAAGCACUGCGCGGCGUGCGCCGAAAGUCAAAAUGCCGUCUGUGGUGGAAAAGGACGACUUCGCAGACCUGUUGGGCCAAGUGGGCGACGGCCCCAGCGAGCCGGGGAGGCCAGCAGCCAGCGCUGCGCUUCAAGCAGAGGAGCAACGGCUCUUGGCGACCUUCACCACUGAUCUGGACAAAAUUCAGGAGACGAGAACGAAGAUCGAGGAGGUCUCGACGAUGGUGGGUCUCUUCGCGACCAAGGUUGCGGAGCAGACGGAACAAACCGAUGAGAUCUACGACCUCACCGAAGAGAGCACGGCAUACGUCGAGUCUGCUCAGCAGCACCUGGAAAGGGCCAUCCAGAACAGCAACUCCUAUCGUUUCUAUGUCGUCUGCUGGUUUAUCGGGUCGGCGCUGUUUCUCCUCGUCUUCGACUACAUCGACGCUCGCUGGUCCCCGAUUUGA
Messenger RNA from Symbiodinium sp. CCMP2592, 2328 nucleotides. NCBI's taxonomy places the organism in Eukaryota, Dinophyceae, Suessiales, Symbiodiniaceae. The record is from the annotation of a GenBank genome assembly.